Molecule: messenger RNA, 1091 nt
Organism: Glossina fuscipes
Lineage: Eukaryota; Metazoa; Arthropoda; Insecta; Diptera; Glossinidae
Exons: 1
Coding region: 85-696 (203 amino acids)
Source: RefSeq, a predicted model, not a curated record
AAAAAAUUUUUUUGCAACAAAAAAAAAAAAAAAAAAAAAAGUAAGAAAAACCUGCAGCAGCGCCAGCCUCCAGAGAGAUUAAGAAUGAAAUUGAUUGAAAAGAAAGUUGAUGGCAAUAAACCAACCCCGACCUAUUCGGACUUAACUGUUAAAAGUGGCAACAGCAGUAACGUUACAAUUGCUUCUCAUGCCGCGAGCAGCAGCGGCGGCGGUGUAAUACCGAAAUGCAGAAAUUACACGAAACUCCUUUGCGAGUUAACUCGUCUCAAAGCGCAACAAAAAUAUUUAGAAUGCAAUCAAAUUAAUUUAUUGCCGGAGAAUUUCAUGGACAAUGUCGAUACGAAUAAUACGAAUAAUGCCAGUAAUGCUUAUUCAGCUUGUGAUAAUAAUACGGACAUAGUCGGUCUUAUUAAUGAAAUCAAUGUUUUGAAAUCGGAUCUGAAUAAUGCUUUUCUCGCCUAUCAUCAAGAAUUGCAAAAAUCGGUUAAAGAUUUUUAUUGCUCCGUAAAGGAAAUCAAAGAAGACGUUUUUAAACCGCAACGUUUACGUCAAUUUUCAGUGAAUAAUUUACGUGAGCGGACUAUUGGCAUACACACGCAAUUGGAACGUUUAAGAGCGCGAAAUAUCAAUGAAAUUACAACAUUAAGAGACGAAUGCGAAAAAUUGGAGAAUGAAACGAAAAUUUUAAUAAAAUAAAAACAAUAAAGAAAACCGUUUCACAAGAGAACAAAAUUUCUAUCCGAUUGGAUGCAAAGUGAGUAAGAAUUUCUUUGUCGUGGUUUUUUUUUUUUUUGCAGUUAGUGUGCGCUUCAUUGUUAGUUUUGGAGAUUUUAACAAAAUUAAAACACUUCUGUCUUAUCUCAAUCGAUCUACAACUGUAGAUUUCAACGACAAUUGUCUCGAUUUCAGGAGCUUUUAUGCCUCUACUACAAAAGAAACUAUGAUCUCGCCAGUCAGUAUCGUUCGCAAGAGCGUUUAAUUAAUUGAAAUUGUUUUGAACUGAUCGAUCAAAAUUAUUUUUGUGUCGAAAAUUUCGAUAGUCCUGGUAACCAAGUGGGCGACAUUCAGAUCGAUAUACAAGCCGUAGCUUU